Molecule: messenger RNA, 2160 nt
Organism: Cladophialophora psammophila CBS 110553
Lineage: Eukaryota; Fungi; Ascomycota; Eurotiomycetes; Chaetothyriales; Herpotrichiellaceae
Exons: 1
Coding region: 1-2160 (719 amino acids)
Molecular function (GO): protein binding
Source: RefSeq, a predicted model, not a curated record
AUGUCCCACCAUGGGGCUUCCUCUUCGAUAGCUCCUCAACGCAGGACAUCUCUCUUUAUUCUGCCCCGGCCCAAGACUGCCUACGAGGGUUCGACAGAAGUCGAGGAAUCUCUCCGAAGGCCUGCGACGCGCAUGUCCCUGAUGAUGGCCUCGGCUGCUCAUGAUGUUUUGGACUGGGGCUCUUUCAAUCGGAAUCAAGAACAAACUGGAGAAGGAAACAAUAGCCCCGAGUUCGUUGACCCCUUCUCGAAGUUCUCGGGCGAACCCCAGAUGCUUGAGCCUUCCCGCCCACGACGAUACUCGACCUUCACACGGUCUGUAAAGCAUAGCAUCUCUGAGAUUCGUUCUCUCACCAGACGGAUGUCGCUCACUGUCAGGGGCAAGAGCUCUAAGCAAAAGGAGGAGUCGGGAGAGAAUGAGAGGCCACAAAUAUUGCCAUUGAAGCCAUGCGGAGAGAUGAUGGAUUUGACCGAGGCCAUGUCCACCGGACCAAAGUCCCGCGGACGGUUAUUGCGAUAUCCUAGUGCCCGGAGGAGACCAUCUCUGCCACUGCUUCAGUUCCAUACUCCUCCCGAGGUGCAGGCAGACGUGGAUCAUCCAAUAUCUGCACGGUUCCGCGGACACCCCGUCCUGUCGGACCUAGUGUACGGCGGAGCAGAAGCCCGUGCCUCAGCUGCGGCUCAGAAUGAAUUGUUCCAUGCUACGAGAACGCCACCUCUCCCGCCCUAUGAACCUCCAGAAUCGGAGAUUGACAAACUUGAGCCGGAUGCGGAGAGCGGGAUCGGGAUCGUGCUAGACACGCGUGUUCGGCGUGGUUCUUCGCCGGCAAAUGUACAUGUCAUUUGUCGAGACCCGGCGUCAGUUCUUGCAACAGAAUUGGUGGAGUCGAUCCUCUCUUUCCUUGACGUGGAGUCGCUCAUUCGGGCUUCCCUCGUCUCCCACAAAUGGCACGAUCUCUGCCAGUCGCAGGCUGUCUGGAGGAGAAUCUUUUUGCAAGAGUAUGGGCCCAACAACGAGUCGCCAGGUGCCGGCGUGCAUCUUGCUGGGCUCGGUAAAAACAAACCUGGGCAAGAUUAUCGGAAACUCUUCGAGGUACGGACUCUGAUCGACAAGCGCUGGCGCAACGGCGAAGCUGCUGCAAUAUAUUUGAACGGCCACAAAGACAGCGUCUAUUGCGCUCAAUUCGACGAACAGAAGAUCAUCACGGGCUCGCGCGACAACACAAUUCGUGUGUGGGACGCUCAUACCUACCAAUGCAUUCGCAAACUGGGGCCUCCAAACAAUCCCCGCGAAAGACAGUCGGUCCAGAUUCCCCUUGUAGAACCGGAAGGAGUUAUUCCGUUCUUCAAGGCCUAUGUUUCAUCACCGGCGCCACCCUCUCCGGAGAUUCCCCUGUAUCACCAGGCGUCAGUUCUAUGCCUGCAGUACGACGAUGAGAUUCUCGUGACAGGAUCUUCGGAUUUCUCCUGCCUGGUGUGGUCGAUCAAGGAGGACUAUAAGCCGCUAUUCCGGUUAAUUGGCCAUCAUGCUGGGGUUCUCGAUGUCUGCAUCGACAAGGAGCGGAUCGUGACCUGCUCCAAGGACACAACGAUCAAGAUCUGGGAGCGAUCUACAGGCAAACUUGUCAAGACGCUCCUGGGACAUCGUGGUCCCGUCAAUGCAGUCCAAGUUCGAGGGAAUUUCUUGGCCAGUGCUAGCGGCGACGGCAUGUCCAAAUUGUGGCGUCUGGAGGACGGGGUUUGCAUCAAGGAGUUCCAGUCCAAAGAUCGUGGCCUCGCUUGCGUUGAGUUCUCGGAGAAUGGUCGAACAAUCUUCGCGGGCGGCAAUGACCGGGUCAUCUAUGAGUACGACACGGUCACGGGGCAACGGAUCCGCGAGCUGAAAGGGCACAAAGACCUGGUGCGAUCACUUCAUCUCGAUUCAGCGAAUUCACGCAUCAUCAGCGGCAGCUACGACCAUUCAAUCAAGGUGUGGGACGCGGAAAAGGGAGAGUCCGCCGAGGAUGGCGGGCUCAAGAUCAAUUUUGAAGGGUGGUCAUCCAGUUGGAUACUGGCUGCAAAAAGCAACUACCGCAAGAUUGUCUGCACUAGCCAAGAUGCGAGGGUGGUUAUCAUUGACUUUGGUUAUGGCAUUGACGGAGUGGAAUUAGUCGAGUCGUGA